Osmia lignaria (orchard mason bee) is the source of this 1878-nucleotide messenger RNA. RefSeq names its product prostatic acid phosphatase. Gene Ontology annotation, molecular function: phosphatase activity. Lineage: Eukaryota; Metazoa; Arthropoda; Insecta; Hymenoptera; Megachilidae. The record is from RefSeq and is a predicted model, not a curated record. Gene Ontology annotation, biological process: dephosphorylation.
GUUAGAUGAGUACCACUGUUAACCCAUUUCUGUACACGGAAAGAAUGGUUGGAAACCGAUGCUGACGACGUCAAAGUGUUAGAAUUAAUUUCGCAACGCUAAAGUUUUUUCAAACUUGUUGAUCCAUAUUUCAUGUAUUUUGCACUUUUGUAAUCUAAACACACAUCUGACAAAAGCGUAUACAUGAUAUAUAUAUAUAUACCAGAUGUUGAAACGCUUACAGUGUUCCACAGGUUGCGGUACAUAAUAGAUCGAUGUCUUAUUCAAUUUCUACAUGAAGCCUCUUAUUAGAGGACCGAAAGUGUAAAUCAAAGAAAUUAGAAGUAUGAAUAGAAAUUUGUUCAACGCCGUUCUAGCUUUCUGUAUUAUAAGCUUGUCAUAUGCUCGGGAUACAAUUGAGGGAACCAUUGUUUUCGCAAAUAUCCUGUAUAGACAUGGAGAUAGGACACCCAUGAGACCUUAUCUUAAUGAUCCCUAUAGCAAUGAAAGUUUAUGGCCUGUCCCAUUUGGUCAGUUAACAAAUCUUGGGAAGUACCAACAUCUACUACUUGGCCAUUGGGUUCGCAAACGUUACUUGCAUCUACUAAGCAAUUUAUAUUCUCCGUAUGAUAUUUAUAUUCAAAGUACAGAUACAGAUCGUACUUUGAUGUCAGCAGAAGCUCAUCUUGCUGGUCUAUAUCCACCAAUUGGUAACCAAGUAUGGAACAGUAUCAAAUGGAUGCCUAUUCCAGUCCAUACUGUCCCAGAAGACAAGGAUAGUAUAUUAGCUGCUAGAAAAUAUUGUCCUAGAUACGAUCAUGAAUUAGAAAAGGUUCUUAAUUCUCCAGAAUUAAAGAGAAUACAAAAAGAAAAUAAGAGAUUAUAUCAAUAUUUAACAGAAAAGACAGGGAAUAAAAUUUCCUCCUUAAGAUCUAUUGAACAUCUGUACGAUACAUUGUUCGUUGAGAAUCUUUACAAUAAAACAUUACCAGAAUGGACAAAAUCAGUAUUCCCUGAUAAACUUAAAUCCCUUGCUGCAAAAAGUUUCACAGUUAGCGCUUAUAAUAAAAUACUUCAAAGAUUAAAAUCAGGAUCGUUGCUUGGAGAAAUGAUAGAACAUAUGGAAAAAAAAUCAAAGAAUGCUUUAGUACCAGAUAGAAAAAUAUGGAUGUAUAGUGGACACGAUGAAACCUUAGCCAAUAUGUUAAUGACUCUUAAUGUAUUUGACCCACACUGCCCACCAUAUACUGCUAUGAUACUUUUGGAACUAAGGGUAAAUUUAAAGAAUCAGUAUUUUGUAACGGUUUCUUAUAAAAAUAGUAGCGAAGAACCAACACUUUUAACGCUACCUGGUUGUAUCGCAUUUUGUCCUUUAAAUCAAUUUAUUGCAUUAACAAAAGAUGUCGUACCCGUGAAUUGGGAAAAAGAAUGUGCAGUCGAGUGGGAUAAACUUGGAUAUAACAUAAAUACAACAGCAGUAAUUGCGAUUCUGACGUCCUCAAUACUAAUGUUAGUUUUACUAGUGUUAUCUAUAAUUGGCUUUAUUUAUUGGCAUUAUAAACGAGAACACAACCAGUAUUACCUCCGAUUAACAACGGAUCCUAUAUAAUUGAAUAUAGUAUUGUUGAGAAUAAUAUACAUAUUACGUCUACCGUAACAAUCAAUGUCUUCAUAAUUAGACGAUUAACAAAACUAAGGAAAAUUAUAAAUUCACAUUUGAUUUGACGUACAUUAACAAAUAAAUUGCUAACACGAGCAAAAGUCUGAUACAUCUCUAAAAUACAAAUUUAGGAGAAAAAAAAAUUUUUAUACAUUUUAGACAUUUCUUAUCACUGAUAAAAUAUUUCAGUUUACUAAAUACAGGUAAAUACAUCGAUACGUAUUUAAUUGUUUGCAAAU